This is a messenger RNA of Vitrella brassicaformis, 7995 nucleotides long. Lineage: Eukaryota; Vitrellaceae. The record is from the annotation of a GenBank genome assembly.
CCUGAAGAUGCAUCGUAUAUUUCUGUUCCUGAACCUUUGGCUGACCCCUUUAUUUAUUCAAGCAGUCCCUUCAUCACACAUCAUCCAGCGUUUCCCGCGGCGUGUGCUGCCGGGAAGGGCUUUGCAGGGCAACGAGAGCUAUGAUGGCAGCUGCACCUGGACAGAUUGCGCCAAGUGGUACCUCCUGUCGGCCUCAGUGGUCUUCCGACCCACGGUCACGCCUUUGGGCGUCUCAUCCCCCCAGUCACUCAUCCUGCCGCUGGACGAACUGGACGAGCUCUCAAGCUCUGAGUGUGGCCCGUGCGAUGCUGACGCCGAGGCGCUCAGCAGGAUGACAGUCAAGAUAGGCCUGAUGAACGAGACUGAGGCGACAAUCUUUGGGACGGAUCUCUGCUCGGUGUCGUUCAUUGUGUGCAUCCGAUUACCUGAUGGGGCUGAGGGAUAGUAAGCACCAGUGACCCCACACAUAAGCCACACCCCCAAUGACCUCUUCCUCUUGUUUCCUCCUCUUUGUUUCCAGUCUCUUUCUGCUGUGGGGGAAUCACGAGGGAGGGCAGGUGACGGAGUGGGUGGUGUCGUUGAGGAAAAGGGUACCAUUUCCAGCCGAUGUCUAUGAGCUGAGAGCAGUUCUCGGUCUGUGGAUUACCAGUGUGCCUUUUGAGGGGCAUUUGACGGGCCAAAUAGGCGAUUUGGCAUCACUGCGGCUUCUGUAUCUGCGGCGGGUGAGGAGAGGACGGACAAGGAGAGAAAGAUGAAUAUUGAAUGUGUGUAUGUGCAUGUCUCUCAGACAUACCUUGAAGGCAGCAUUCCCUCAUCGAUCAGCAGGUUAACUUCUCUCAAGGCUCUGGACCUCGCAGGCUCAUCGCAAAAGGGAAAAAGCUUCUCAGGACCACUGCCGGACCCCCGUCUGGAAUCCCUCGAGCUGGUUUCAAUCACCGACACCGAAUUCAGUGGAUCCUUCACAGACGACCAGAUCGUCAGGCUGCAGCAGUUGAAGUAUUUGACACUCGAGCGGCCCGGCCUGCUUCUUGAGACCAUCCCUACCACUCUUAGCUACAACUUGACGUCCUUGGUGCUCAAGAAUGUUGGCCUAUCUGGCCCCAUGCCGGCGUGUCUGGGAGGCAUGACGAAUCUCGAGACCCUCGAUUUGCAAAACAACGGCAUUCAUGGAUCCAUUCCGGAGUUCCUUAACAACCUCACGCACCUGAAACACCUGAGGCUGCAGAACAAUCGACUGAAUGGCAGUCUCCCGGAAGACUUCGGAUCCACGUGGCUGCAACUUGAAGAGUUGGAGCUGCACCGGAAUGAGGUGAGGCCAGAAACACAAAUGAGGCAAGAGACACAAGAUCGCGAGCUGAUUGUUUCUGGUUGCCUACAGCUGUCAGGGCCUCUGCCUGUGGCGCUCGCAAAGGCGGUAAACGUGUGUCGCAUCGACCUCCAUGGCCAAGGGGAGGUGGACCGAGGCUUCUCCGGCGGCCUUCCGCCAGGGUGGGGCUCGCUGACAAAGCUGGAGCACCUGAACCUGAAGGAUAACAAUCUCACCGGCACCAUUCCUGGACAGUGGGCCAGCUUGGUGGAAUUGCAGGGACUGAAUCUUGAGCGAAACCAUCUAUCUGGGACUCUGGAUGCUCUUGGGUCGCUUCGGAAACUGAUGACACUGCACUUGAGCCAUAACAUGGUCCGACACGAGACCGAGUCAGAUGAAAGAACACACGAGGGUAUGGCUCCGGUUCGCAAGGGCACACAGCGGCCGUGCCUCUUUGUGUGUGCCUCUGUAGUUUGAAGGACCGGUGCCUGACGGGUUGGGCGGAUGCAAAGGCCUGGAAGAGCUCAUCGCCGACCACAACCAGUAACCAUCUGACAAUCGUCAUCACACAAGGCGUCCACACCCUGCCUGAGCACUGUGUCUCCUCGAUGCAGCUUGACGGCCCUCCCAGCGUCGCUUGAAAACUGGACAAAUCUGGAGAAACUCUCGCUGAGCAGCAAUGAGCUCGGCGGCACGCUGCCGUCUCUGGAGCCUCUCGCAUCACUAAGAAGGCUCGACCUGAGCUACAAUCGCAUAGAAGGAUUCAGAGGCAACGGAUCAGUACUAGACACGUAAAAAGAAUAGCAUGGUGUCUUGUGGACGCGUGUUACUCUCUCGGCAUUCGGUGCGUGUGUCUCAAUCAGGCUAGAGUACAUCAACCUGCACAGCAACAAUCUGCACUUCGUUCCGUCGUCCUUCAAUCGCCUUCUUCGUGUAAAAGAGCUUUAUCUGGGCAACAACAGCUUUGACUUCUACACCUGGCCAGAAUGGUUCGAGACGGCCCGGGGAUACUGCUCGGACAAUCCUCACAUAAGUAUGUGUACAAGCAGGACUGAAGCACCUAUGUUGUUGACACUCUGAUCAUUUUAUUGCUUUGCCUCAGCAACAUUGUUUGUUGCCAAUGAGUUGUUGGCUGUGUUGCCGCCUCCCGACUGGCCCCAGAUGCGGAAAAUCGACCUUUCACACAAUCCGCUGGGCGUGGAAGUCACAGACUUUUUACAGGCCUUUCGAGCUAUGCCAAGGUGAGCGAGACACAUACAUUUGCGGAUGCAAUGCAUUGAUUGUCUGUUGUCCUAUGCAGUUUGACGCAUCUCAACUGCACUGGAUGUCAGCUAACAGGCGCACUAACGUGCGAUCUCCUGCAUCACUUCGACAUGAAAGAAGUGCGAGAAUGGGUGGCCAGCCGGCCAAACGCCGACUGGAAUGGCUCCGUGGUAAGCGCAAGAGAAGAUACACACCAAAAUGUCUCACGAUAAGCUGGCUAUCUCUUUUCUUACUCGUGCUGAAGCAGGGCUUCGUGUCUUCGACAGAGAGCUUUGAAGCCCUUUCAUCAACCGGCAUCCUCACCCUUGCUUCCAACAACAUCACAGUAGUAGAUACGAGCGGUGAGCCGCUUAGCAAACUCGCCCGCGCCAUCGACCUUCGCGACAACAUGAUUGAGAGAUUUGCCGUGACGGACGAUGAAGCGGGCGAUUGGGCGUGGCCAGCACACCUCGACCUGAGAGACAACCCACACCUGAGAUUGUUUGUCAACACAACCAUGCAGAUACGGGUCAGUGACGAAGCAGAGAGACUUUCUGUGACAAGACAUCCUUUUUCUGUGUUUUGUAGGGAUGCUCUGAGCUGGUGAUGCUGCGUGGCCAGCGUGACAUUUCCAAGGGGCAUGCGCUUGUUCGUGAUCCGAACUGGCCCGACAUAAUGCGUAAGCAGGCGGAGCAGACGGCAAGACAGUAUGCUGUACUUGCCUUGUGUGCUGAUCACGUGUCCACCUGUGGUCGUAAGGCAGCUGAGGAGGUGGAACAAAUGGGGGGAUCGCAAUGCUCGCGCGUCUGUCGCACUAUCGCUGACGUUCAGGUGAGGUGAGUCAGCCAAGAUGAUCCAUGUCUCGCGCUGCAUAUCUCUUGGCGCAUAGGUCGACGAGAGCGUCAACAGAUCGGCAUUGUGUCGAUGUGUCCCUGGAUAUGCCGGUGAGGGCCGCAACUGCACAAUGUGCCCGCCAGGUACCUACUCCAACCACAGGGUCAACACGACGCAAUGCCACCCAUGCCCCGUCGGAUCGAGUAAGGACAAACAUGAAUACAUGCAAGUAAAACUCCAGAGACACAGCGCUCUCCCUUUAUUUGAUUCCUUGCAGCGUCGGACAUGGGUGCUGGUUCGUGCUACUGCAUUGAGGGAUAUUCAAUGAACAACUUUGAGCAGUGCCAGCCGUGCCAGUCGGGCAAUUACGGCAGCCUGCCAGAGGAGGGCGCGGCGGUGUGUCUCGCCUGUGGCCUAAAUUUCCUGUCUGAAGAGGGCAGCAUUGGGCAGGAACAAUGUUACUGCAGAAAAGGAUACAUCAGGUCGGCUGUCUAAGUGUGCACCCAGGCAAAUGGGCGUGCAAGAGAAUGUGCACCACUUCCUUUCACAGGGACUCUCAGAGGCCGAUAUGCGAAGAGUGCAUCGAGGGCAUCAAGUGUGACGAGCCGAUUGUCAACAGUUCAGUGGUGCCGAUGGAGCGGGAGUACUAUCAGCUCACCGUCACACGGGACAACGUCAGCAAUGGGAUGGAGACGACAACGUGAGGCCAUUGCACAUCACACUGGACAGGACAGUCAGGCAGAUUGGCGUCUUUGCAGGUAUGCCGCCACGCUGACAAAUUUGCCUGUGGUCAUCCACUGUCCGUUCAAGAAGGCCUGCCUGGGAACGGAUGAAGAAACGGGACUCACCAAAUGUGCGGUGAGUGUCCCCUCCGUCGGACUGAAGAACAAAACGACAGCCUUCCUCUCGUGCAGGAUGGCCACCAGGGAUUUGUGUGCGGCGUGUGCAAGGACGGAUAUGCGAGACAGGGCCCACAACAGUUCUGUCUUCCCUGUGAACUCGGGCUGAACAUUCUGGCUGCGAUUGGACUCAUCGUCGUGUCCUUUGCGGCUAUCUUUGGCCUCACAUAUUUUGCUGAGAGGUGAAUUACUUCCCCACACACACUUGUGAUCUGUCCGCUCCUCUCUCCAUUUGUGCUAUUGUUCUGUCUCCAGGGCUGGGGCGAAGUCAAGAGAUGAUGUCAUCAGUGUGUUGCUGAAGCUUGGCUUAAACCAUCUCACAUCGGUACAUGGCCUGUGUAUCAUGAUUCUGUCAGCCCUCUAAUAUCUGACAGAUAAGCGUGUUGGCGUCGUUGGUCCUGACGAUGUCUUACGAUGACGACCGCUUUAGUGUCGUGCUGUCGACCUCCUCGCGAUGGUUUACGUGGGAUGGGGGCCUGCCUUUUGCCUACGCGUCGUGGGACUGCAUCAUCCGGCUUGUACGAUCCGACAUGAAGAGAACCGCCGUGCUGUGGAGACACGCCGUGUGGAUCGCUAUCCCACUGGUGUGUCCGGACCAAAAUGGAUACACAGAAAGACAGUCAUUGUGGCUGCAUUGUGUGUCAAUCAGGUUUGUCUCAUUAUCAUCCCCAUUAUCGGCGCACUCGUCACGUGGUGUUCGGGCUGGUUGAGACGCUGCUGUCGAUACGGCUUCACGCGGCCGCCGAAUCUCUAUGUAUCUCCACAGAGACAAGCUGAAGGCCAGUUGCAGUCCGAGGCGCCGCGCGUUCUGCGUCGGGGCUGGGGAGUGUGGAUGAAGAGCUUUCUGGAUGAGAGAGCCGCCCUUCUCAUCAUCAUACUGACCUUCACGCACCCCACGGUCACAAGGAAUAUGUUGAUGCUGCUGCGAUGCCGACCGUAUGUAUAUCUUGACGACGCCAACCAGCUCACAAUGAGAUCAAGGCCGGAUGUCAAUCCAGAUUUGUUGUGCGGCGAGUGGCCGCACGAGUUCUUUCGCCUGCUCGGCAUUGCUGGCUUGAUUCUAUGGAGCUUUUCGCCUGUCAUAAUUGGUGUGGUGUUGCUGUCCUGCAUUCACGACCAGCUGCGCUCGCCCAAGAUGCGCAUGGUGAGCGAUCGGUAGACACGCAAUCCGGCUGAAAGAGAUUGCCUUUGCUUUUCUUUUCCUGCAACUGUCUUCUGCGUCUGUGCCUUUAUGUAGAGGUUUGGCUUCCUCUACCAGGUAAGGCUGACAGGAGAGGACAACGGGUGUGAACUCUGAGAAAACAAGUGCAACUAUACGUCGGUUGAUGUGUGCCUCCGCCCUGCAGGGGUAUAAGAGAGCAUAUGCCUAUUGGGUAAGAAUCCUCCCUUGUUCUUGCACUCCUCCCAGCCAAACGGCCUACUUUUUAUUUCCUCUUCCCUUCUGUGUGCUACGCAGGACGCCGUCUUUGCUCUGAGGUUUCCCAUUAAUGGAUAGAUAGUCUUCAUUUUCAUUAUUUCUUCUUGUGUGUCGUAUGCAGGCGCGUCAUGGUGCUUCUGGUCUCCCAUAUGGCCGUGGGUGAGCCGGGCCUCCAGCUUGUUGGGUGGAGCAUCAUCGCGAUAUUCUGUCUGACCAUGCAUCUGCUCGUAUUGCCGUUCGACCAUCGACACAUGGACAUGUUGAAUCGCAUAGAGUCGCAGGGUCUCGUCGUCUGGCUCACAUCGAUCAUGCUGCUGUCAGUGAUCGUCGAGAGCCAUGCUCCUGACUGGGCUAGCGCUUUGCUGCUGUUGCUGGCGAUGCUCCUCAACCUCUACCACUACUUCUGCCUCUUGUCGCUAAUUUGCUAUCAUGGGCUAUCGCAAGUCGCUGAGAAGAAGGACGAGCUCUCGACACGCCUCACGACAAUCGGGACUAAGUUCGGUGAGAUAUGGCCUUCUAGACCGUGAUUUCGCAUGGUCUUUCGCCGCCCUUCUUGUCUCUUUCUAAAUCAGGCGUGACAGCUGCCUCUUGGCUCUCUAUGCCGCAAUCCACAGUCCUCACCAUGCCGGCCGUCACGUGGCUAUCAAGUCUCCUCGCCUGGCACGCUCAGCGAGACGAGAGACGGCGGAUGAUGUUCGGGAAGGUCUGGCUUGACUGGGACACAGGCAGGCUCAUGUGGGUCGAAGAAAGGCGGGACACCGUCCCGUCAAGCUCCCCGUCAUCGAACGAGUUUCACAGCAACAGCAAGAGGCGUCACGGGGGCCGUUGCUGUCGGAUUGUCGGUUUCGUAAGGUCUCUGUGGCUCGGCAGCAGCAGCGAGCGACGGUUGGUGAGGAAAGGUGUGCUGGUGUCGCAAAUGCUGAGUGCGGCUAUGGAAGAGGCGAUUGAGCUCCUGAAGAUCAAAGAUGUAAGACGGCUACGUACACAACCUUAGUAUGUAUCUCGAUCGUGUGUGUCUCCUGUAUGUAUCUGUCUGUUCUCUUCUUCUUGUCAGGUGCCCCCAGAUUUUCUGGACUUUCUGUGGUCGUAUUGCUUUGUCCUCCACUCGUCAUCUGCGGAGAAAAAGGUGACAUGACAGCAACACUACUGGGAAAUCAAGAAUUCGCACUGUUUGGGCCAUUUCUGCACAGCUCAAGAAGGAGUCAAUCGCGCCUCGACACCGGCCACCCGAAGGUCCGCCACCGGCUCGUCGGAUCGCGUUUCCUGAUGCAUUUGUGCGUGCAGAUGGCAGUCGAGAGUUUUCUGUUGUCGAGAGCCUGCCCAGCCAAGUCCUCAGUCAGAUGACCGAGCAGGCCAGGAGGGUGGACAUGCACUCUUUCUGGUCAAGGGGCCUCACGGCAUCUGAGGAGUCUUUCAUCGCCUGCGGAAGGUGAACGGUCGUCCAUAUGUACACACGCACACACAGACAAAGACACCGAAUACACAUAAGGAAAUAUGUGCCUAUUUACCAUUUCUCAAGCGUCGCUGCCGACUGGGCAAGGAGCGGCAUGACGCUGCAUGACCUACAGGUCAGAGACACGCCUGAUAACUCUCUUCUCUGCCUGUCCACAUGGCCGUACGUCUCCCCUCCCUCACCCACCUCAGUCGAAGCUGCUAUUGGUCGUGGACGAGCUGGUCACGCGCCAGCAUGACUACGAGGAAUCGAUUCGCCGCAGGGCCAGGACGAAACAGCACAUCAGGAGCCUUUCUGUGGCCAAUCUGAUGACAUACCACUCCAGCAGUGGCAGCCUGGAGGCCCACGACCAUGUGGGGGGCUGGCGAGAGCUGUACUGGACGUACCAGAGGGCCAAACAGAAGAUGAGACACGCCGAACCACCGAAUGUAAGUAUACAAAACAGAUGCACGUCUACGCGAGAGUGCUGUCGCUUCUUGUUGUCUUUAGCUCCAAAUUCAGAUGAAUGGUCGUGAAGACGGUGCUGUCGUGGAAAGGCCCGAUGCUCAUCUGGAAAGGAUUGUGACGGCAGAUGUGUCAAAUGUGAGCGACGAAGAUGAGGGGGUUGACGCCAGGGUGCAGUCGUUUUCGGUGCAUUCAUGAGGCGGGUGGAUGCAUCGACGAUAUGCGAGGGACCGACAGCUACAACGGACACCAUGAGGCCUUUUCUGUCAUGUGUGGACACAGCGACGUGUAGUUCUGUCGCGGCCCAUGCAUGUUGACUGCUGACCUGUGUUGCGGCUGGUGUAACGAAUGUAUGUGUGUAAGUGUGUGUGAUGCGUGACGGGUGGCAGGCGUGCGGACA